Podarcis raffonei (Aeolian wall lizard) is the source of this 1858-nucleotide messenger RNA. It is a transcript of the gene XCR1, whose product is annotated as X-C motif chemokine receptor 1. Lineage: Eukaryota; Metazoa; Chordata; Lepidosauria; Squamata; Lacertidae. The coding region runs from base 67 to 1104 and encodes 345 amino acids. Gene Ontology annotation, biological process: immune response; G protein-coupled receptor signaling pathway; chemotaxis. The transcript has a single exon. Gene Ontology annotation, cellular component: membrane. The record is from RefSeq and is a predicted model, not a curated record. Gene Ontology annotation, molecular function: chemokine receptor activity.
GUGAAAGUUCCUUGCUUGGAGGGGUUUUUAUCCACAGCUUCAGAAGUGGACAAGCCCACCCAGAAGAUGGAACCGAUGGACUAUAUGCUUGAGGCAACCCCAGAUUAUGAUCCAGCAAAUUAUCCUUCAGUCGAGUCUAAUGUGUGCGAGAUGGGGUCUGUUUCCACAAUUACGAAUAUGUUUACCAGCAUCCUGUAUUCUCUCAUUUUUCUCUUCAGCCUGCUAGGAAAUAGCCUUGUCUUGUGCGUCGUAAUGAAAUACGAAAGCCUCACCUCCUUAACAAACCUCUUCAUCGUGAACCUUUGCAUCACUGACUUGACUUUCUCUUGCACGCUCCCUUUCUGGAUUGUGUACAAUUAUUAUGGAUGGAUUUUUGGUGACUUCCUCUGCAAAGCUGUGACUGCCAUUUUCUCUAUUAGCUACUAUGGUGGUGUCAUCUUCCUGACCAUAAUGACAGUCCUCCGGUACCUGGCUGUAGUGGAUCCCUUGUCAUCACUGAGAACUCAGACGAAAAGGUGCGGAAAACUGUUGAGUUUGGCCAUUUGGGUGUGCAGCGUGUUAGUUGUGGUUCCUGAGAUUAUUUUUACCCGUGUAAUACCUCACAAUGGCGUACAGUACUGCGACUACGAAGGAGAAUCUAUUUGGAAGCUGGUGGAGUUGGGCCAACAAUCUGCCUUCUUCUUAUUUUCCUUCGUGAUCAUUGCCUUUUGUUACAUAAGGAUGCUGAAGAUCCUGCUUCGACAGCGGUCUCAAAGGAGGCACCGGACCGUAAGGCUCAUAUUUGCUAUAGUGCUGGUCUUUUUCCUGAGCUGGGCACCUUAUAACGUGCUUGGUUCUGUGUACGUUUUGUCCUUUCAGCAGUACAUUGUCCUACCCUGCGAACAGUACAGGCAAGUUUUCUUUGCUUUCGACAUCAGCCGCAAAAUAGCCUAUGGCCACUGCUGCCUAAACCCGGUGCUCUACGUCUUCGUCGGAGUGAAAUUCAGAAGGCACCUGAAACUCCUGUACAAGCAUUAUUCCCCUUGCCACAGCAGGAUCCCACCUUCCAGCCCCAGAGCUCAUUCUUUUCACAUGAGCCCCUACGAGGAUGCAUCAAUGUACUGAAGCAAAGGCCGCCUGAAAAAGGGAGAGUCUAAUUGACCCAGCCAGCCUAACAAAUAGAUGAAUGGCCACAACAACAACUGUCAAUUUGCAACAUCUUCUUCUUCUUCUUCUCCAGAGGAGGGAAGAGAAUAUCAUGCUUGGAAUUGCUUCUGUUUUGCUAAUAACAUAUAUUGGGGAUCAGUCUGUUCUCUGUCUUUACCUCUGCUAAAAAUUUCACAACUAUAAAUAAGAAUCUGUUUCCAUACAGGAUAAAUCGACCGUCUUUUUGUUUUCAAAUAGUCAACUAUUACUCUAAUCCCUGAAAUGUUUAAAUGAUCCAGGUAUUGUUGUGUGAUAAAUCAAAACUUGAGAUAUUAGUAGCAAAGUGUUUCCAGACAAGGGGGGAGGGCGGUUAAUAUUGUAAAUAUGUCGCUAAGAUAUUGAAUGGGUGUUGCAGCAACAUGUGUUGCUAUUUUUUAACUAAUUGUGGGGUUUUCUCAGAAAGGCUAAAUCCAGGUGAAAUAGUGGUGCGGAGGAGAUGCAGGUUGCCAUUUUGAUGCCAAGGAACCUGCAAAAACUUGCAUACACGAGGAGCUCCCAUCCCACAAUAAACAGCCAUAUGCAAUUGCAUAUUUGACCCAGCAUAGCUACAAACACAUGGAAACUCCCGGAUAUGAAUUCAAAUCUUGCAUGCAGAAAUUAGGUAGGAAGAGCAGAGUUUUGUCUAUGUGCUGUUAUACAUGGACAAAUUUGAAGGAAAAGUGCUAUAGUUCAG